This is a messenger RNA of Oryza brachyantha (malo sina), 905 nucleotides long. Its product is annotated as DNA-binding protein MNB1B. The record is from RefSeq and is a predicted model, not a curated record. Lineage: Eukaryota; Viridiplantae; Streptophyta; Magnoliopsida; Poales; Poaceae. The coding region runs from base 117 to 590 and encodes 157 amino acids. The transcript has 8 exons.
CUUUGCCCCUUCCUCCUCCUAGCUUUGUUGUUCCUCUCCUCUCCUUUCCCCUCCCUCCCUCUUCUUGCGGAGAGAGAGCGAGCGAGACCCCCCUCACACACCAAUAGGAUUCAGCCAUGAAGGGGGCCAAAUCCAAGGGCGCCGCCAAGCCCGACGCCAAGUUGGCCGUCAAGAGCAAGGGCGCCGAGAAGCCCGCGGCCAAGGGCAGGAAGGGGAAGGCCGGCAAGGACCCCAACAAGCCCAAGAGGGCUCCCAGCGCUUUCUUCGUUUUUAUGGAGGAGUUCCGCAAGGAGUUCAAGGAGAAGAACCCCAAGAAUAAAUCUGUUGCUGCGGUAGGAAAAGCAGCCGGUGAUAGGUGGAAAUCUCUGAGCGAAGCGGACAAGGCUCCCUAUGUAGCCAAGGCUAAUAAGCUCAAGGCAGAAUACAACAAGGCCAUUGCUGCCUACAACAAGGGCGAGAGCACUGCCAAGAAGGCUCCUGCCAAGGAGGAAGAGGAGGACGACGAGGAGGAAUCUGACAAGUCUAAGUCCGAGGUCAAUGACGAGGACGAUGACGAGGGCAGCGAAGAGGAUGAAGACGAUGACGAGUGAGGGCUGUGGUCAAGAUGCUCCAGUGGACCAGAUGGGAGCAACAAGACGCAAUAGCCUAUGGCGGCGGGUGUCCAAAGGAGCCUAUCCAUCAUCUCUACUAGAAAUUAUUCAGUUUCACUUCACAUCGUGAUGUUUUACUUUUUCUCGUCCUAUAACGGAUAGCGCUCCUUGUUGGCGCCACUGGUGGGUGUUGUGGUGCAGCCAAUGUCUUGUCUCCACCGUCAAUGAUCCGCUUGUACCUAGAUUACUCUUUCCAUUGUCAUCGGCUAACAUUGUGAUAAUAUCAGUUUGCGUAUGUUAGAUUAAAUUGCUGCU